AUGGACCACAGUUUGUCCCAAUCGGAAUCAGCUUCGAUGGAGCAUUUGCUGCAGUUGUUGCAGCAGCAGCAACAAGUGGAAGUGCAACGACAGUUGCACUUCCUCUAUGAGGAGCUGCAAAAAAAACAGCCGCCGCAGGAGCAGACGCCGCAAGAGCAGCCGCUACAAGAGCAGCCGCUGCAGGAGCAGCAGCAGCAGCAGCAGCAGCAGGAGCAGCCGCAGCAGGAGCAGCCGCAGGAGCAACCGCAACAGCAGCAAAUAUCGCUCUCUAGUGUACUUUGUAAUGUGCUUGACGUAUGCGCACCUGCCCGUGCUUUUGUGGUCAGGAGGCCACCAGUGCGAUGGCUGAUUGACGAUCUGAAAAGUCGUCUUCGUGCUCGUAACAAUCUGUACAAGCAGGCUAAGCAUUCAAACAGCCUGCUUGGUUACUUAAGAUAUAGACAUUUAGGAAUCAGCUAA
Molecule: messenger RNA, 459 nt
Organism: Monomorium pharaonis (pharaoh ant)
Lineage: Eukaryota; Metazoa; Arthropoda; Insecta; Hymenoptera; Formicidae
Product: ataxin-8-like
Exons: 3
Coding region: 1-459 (152 amino acids)
Source: RefSeq, a predicted model, not a curated record